CGUGACGAGUUUUAGUUCAUAACGGAACGUUGAAGUGUAAGCAAGUGUGUCUUACGUUUGUACAGACUUUGUACUAUUCGAGAAAUUACGAGAACAAUUUUAAAAGAUUGAACAAAUAUAAUUGAAACAGACUGAUUAGUGAUUACAAAAUAAAAUUGUGAGUGAAGGAUACAAGAACAAAAAAUAAACAUCGAGUGCGCGGAUAGUCUCAUAAUCGAGAAAACCGUAAGAACAAAAUGGGCAAGGAUUAUUACAAAAUCUUGGCAAUUCCGAAAGGAGCGAGCGACGACGAGAUAAAAAAAGCCUACAGAAAGCUUGCUCUGAAGUACCAUCCGGAUAAAAACAGGACAGCAGGUGCGGAGGAAAAAUUUAAGGAAAUAGCGGAAGCUUACGAAGUGUUGUCAGACGCGAAGAAACGGGAGGUGUACGACAAAUUCGGGGAGGAAGGAUUGAAGGGAGGCGCGUCAACGGACGGGGCUUCAAAGGGUUACAACUAUCACGGAGACCCGAGAGCGACGUUCGCGCAGUUCUUCGGGUCUGCAUCGCCGUUUAAUACAUUCUUCGAGUUCGGAGGUCCGGGAGCUGGCAACAGAGUGUUCAGUUUCCACGGGGACGACAUGGACAUGGAGGAUCCGUUUGGGCUGCGAAUGGGUCAGCAAGCGAGGCAAGGAGGCGGCGGUCCCGGAGGAGCGUUUCGUUCGCACUCUUUCAACUUCGCUGGGCCGGGAGCCGGUCGAUCGUCCGGAGGAAAAGACAGCGCCCAGGAUCCACCGAUCGAGCACGAUCUCUACGUAACUCUGGAAGACAUCGCCAAGGGUUGCACGAAAAAGAUGAAGAUUUCGAGGCGGGUGGUUCAGCAAGACGGAACGACCAAAAAGGAGGACAAAGUUUUAACGAUAAACGUCAAACCGGGCUGGAAAGCAGGAACGAAAAUAACUUUCCAGCGGGAAGGAGAUCAGGGGAGAAACAAAGUGCCCGCUGACAUUGUCUUCAUCAUACGGGACAAGCCUCAUUCCCUCUUCAGGAGAGAAGGCAGCGACAUUCGGUACACGUCGAAGGUCAGCCUGAAACAAGCCCUCUGUGGCACCGUCAUCGAAGUACCGACUCUCACCGGCGAAAAAAUCCCGCUAAAUCUAACCCGAGAAAUCAUAAAGCCCAACAUGGUCAAGAGGAUUCAAGGACAAGGCUUACCUUUCCCCAAAGAACCCUCCAGAAAAGGCGAUCUCCUCGUCACCUUUGACAUCAAAUUCCCCGAGUCAUUGACGCAGAGCGCUAAGGACAUACUUUACGAUACUCUGCCCAAUUGAAUUUCCUCCUCGUAAGGAUUCUCGUUCCCUCGGACGAAACUCUUCGAGAGAAGGCGUGGGAAGGAGGGAGAGCGAGAGGAGGCCAAGCGAAGAUCGACAACAGAACUAGUGUACGUUGUAGUACAUAAUUAUUAUAAACGACGAAAAAGUGACAAAGGCAUACACGGGCCAACUUGUAACGUUGCGCUUUCGACUUCAUUUUCAUUUCUCGAUGAAGCAACUCGGUCGAGAUAAUUAAAGGGAAAGUGCGCGCAUCAUCGGCUCGCCCGAAAUCGUCGAUCGAGGCAGCUGCUGCUGCUAUUACUACCUACUUACUAUUAUUAUUAUUAUUAUUAUUAUUAUUAAUAUUAUUAAAAUGCUCGAUCGGUAUCGUUUCAACGUAUUCCGAUGGAUUGAUUUUCGUCGAAGCUCUUCUCUUCCUGGAGAUUAAACACGAAGAGAUAGUAGAAAUACGGCGUGGAUUAAUCGACGUAACGGAGCAGAGGAACCUCGAACGAUCCAGGACAACCGACAGUCUCUAUGGAGGUCCGAACGUGAUUUUGCGAGUGUGCGUGGGUGCUUGUGAGAUUUACGAACAUGUAAGAGCGCGGUGCGUGCUUGAAUGAAUCAUUGCUCGAUUGUAUAAUUUGUAUGAGAUUGAGAGGUGAAAAAUUGUUUUAAGACUCCCGUUCGAGGAGAAUGUGUAUAAUUGAGAUAUGAGGUACGAAUAAAUAUAUUAUCAGAAUCGUUUGAAAAAGCGUGUCUCUCGAGCGAGAGAUCCUUUGUAAAAUGAAAAAGGGAACUUUCCGCAGUCACGAAACGGUUCGAUCGCUAUGAUAAACAAAUGGUUUUUUAAUUAUUACUUUUUUGUUUUCAAAUGACAAAUACACAUUUUGUUGUCAAAUCGAA
Molecule: messenger RNA, 2195 nt
Organism: Venturia canescens
Lineage: Eukaryota; Metazoa; Arthropoda; Insecta; Hymenoptera; Ichneumonidae
Product: dnaJ protein homolog 1
Exons: 2
Coding region: 237-1307 (356 amino acids)
Cellular component (GO): cytosol
Molecular function (GO): protein-folding chaperone binding
Source: RefSeq, a predicted model, not a curated record